This is a messenger RNA of Mastomys coucha (southern multimammate mouse), 1709 nucleotides long. It is a transcript of the gene Exosc2, whose product is annotated as exosome component 2. The record is from RefSeq and is a predicted model, not a curated record. Gene Ontology annotation, molecular function: RNA binding. The coding region runs from base 25 to 906 and encodes 293 amino acids. The transcript has 9 exons. Gene Ontology annotation, cellular component: nuclear exosome (RNase complex); cytoplasmic exosome (RNase complex). NCBI's taxonomy places the organism in Eukaryota, Metazoa, Chordata, Mammalia, Rodentia, Muridae. Gene Ontology annotation, biological process: U4 snRNA 3'-end processing; poly(A)-dependent snoRNA 3'-end processing; nuclear polyadenylation-dependent rRNA catabolic process.
CCUGCGCAAGUCAUUGGCGCCAAGAUGGCGUUGGAGAUGAGGCUUCCGAAGGCUCGCAAACCUCUCAGUGAGAGCUUGGGCCGCGACUCUAAGAAACACUUGGUGGUGCCGGGGGACACGAUCACCACGGACACAGGCUUCAUGCGGGGCCAUGGGACAUAUAUGGGGGAAGAGAAGCUCAUUGCGUCUGUGGCCGGCUCUGUGGAAAGAGUGAACAAGCUGAUCUGUGUCAAAGCCUUGAAAACCAGAUACAAUGGAGAAGUCGGAGACAUUGUAGUGGGGAGAAUCACAGAGGUUCAGCAGAAGAGGUGGAAGGUGGAGACCAAUUCCAGGCUGGACUCCGUCUUGCUCCUCUCCUCCAUGAACCUGCCUGGAGGAGAGCUGAGGAGAAGGUCUGCAGAGGAUGAGCUGGCCAUGAGAGGCUUCUUGCAGGAAGGCGACCUCAUCAGUGCAGAGGUCCAGGCCGUGUUCUCAGAUGGAGCUGUUUCUCUGCACACGAGGAGCCUGAAAUACGGAAAGCUAGGUCAGGGAGUUUUAGUCCAGGUCUCGCCUUCCCUGGUGAAAAGACAGAAGACUCAUUUCCAUGACUUGCCAUGUGGCGCCUCGGUGAUUCUGGGUAACAACGGUUUCAUCUGGAUCUACCCGACACCUGAGCACAAGGAUGAGGAUGCUGGGGGCUUCAUUGCCAACUUGGAGCCAGUAGCCCUUAGUGAUCGAGAGGUGAUCUCCCGGCUUCGGAACUGUAUAGUCUUGCUGGUAACUCAGAGAAUGAUGCUGUUCGACACCAGCAUUCUGUACUGCUAUGAGGCCUCCCUUGCUCAUCAGAUCAAAGAUAUCUUAAAACCAGAAGUAAUGGAGGAGAUCAUGCUAGAAACACGCCAGAGGCUUUUGGACCAGGAGGGAUGAGGCCAAGAGCUGAAGAAUGGGACUGUGCACCUCUCUGGACCAGUGUUAGGAGUGAAAAGUCUGCCGUGUGGUCCCCAGGGAGGAUCUGACAAACACAUUACUCAUCUGCAGCAGGACUGCAGAGCCAGGCCUGUCCUCUCCUGUUCUGAGACAAGGCUAAGGGGAAGUAAAUGGUGGGUUUGGGCACUUGGGUCCCAGUAGGAGGGAUAGCUUUAGUUCUUUCAGAGCAUAGUGUCCCGGCCUGAUGACUAAUCUUGGAGUAGCUUGGAGAAUUUAUGACUUCCAAUCACACCAUACAAUGUAAUAUCCCAUGAAACUGUCCUGGUAGAAAACAUGGUGGGCUGAGGAUAUAUCUCAGGGGUGGACAUUCCUAACAUGUGCAAGUUCCCAGGUUCAAUUUCCAGCCCUACCCCAACCCUGGAAAAAGAAAACCAAAGACAAAGACAUGGCAGUGCCACCGUGAAUGGUCUCUUUCCACUCCCAUUCGGUCUCCUUUAAUGCACAAAUAUGCAGUUGGAGAGAAGGUGGUGGAGUUAGGCCAGAGUCAUGUGGAUAUGAGAAUAAAGAGAGCCAGCAGCCUUUGUUGGGAUCUGAGUCCUACCAUGUGUUCCUUCUGCUGACAGGUUCAAGGGAUCUGUACCCUCUAUCUGGGCUUCCUUCCCCUUGUGUGUGAGCGGUUUCUUUAGCAUCUGAGGUUCUCCUUCAGCCUGUCCACCAGCAGGGACUGGCCUCCUGUGUUUUUCCUGCCUGUGAGAGUGGUUUGUAAGAAGCUGAGCCAUUACUGAUAACAGAGAAUGAAUAUU